Messenger RNA from Sphenostylis stenocarpa, 1608 nucleotides. The record is from the annotation of a GenBank genome assembly. Lineage: Eukaryota; Viridiplantae; Streptophyta; Magnoliopsida; Fabales; Fabaceae.
AUGGAAAAGGGUGUGUGGAAGAGUCGGUGGUUUUGGGCCAACCUGGCACUGUUGCACUCUAAUGGCAAACACGUGUCUUGGUCGAUGGUUUGCGGGGUAAUGCUAUUCGGGCUGGGCCUGAUUUCCCUCUUGACGGGCCACGUCGCCUCUCAUCUCGAAUGGUACUCUCACCGACUACACCACCGCACUCUCUACUCCACACUGGAUGGACGUGAUGAGGAGCCAAUUGAUAUCUGGAAAUCGCAGUAUUCUAAAUACUACUAUGGAUGCAAGGAGAGGGGGCGGCAGUUUGGUCCUGCUGUACGUGAGCGCAAGUCCAAUGGCUACUUGCUAAUUGCUACAAGUGGAGGACUCAACCAACAAAGAAUUGGGAUAACAGAUGCAGUUGUGGCUGCUAGAAUUCUUAAUGCUACACUAGUUGUACCUGAGUUGGAUCAUCACUCUUUUUGGAAGGACGACAGCGACUUUGCCAAUAUUUUUUAUGUGAAUUGGUUCAUUACUUAUCUUGCAAAAGAUGUUACUAUUGUUAAAAGAGUUCCUGAUAAGAUUAUGCGGUCAAUGGAUAAACCCCCUUAUACAAUGCGUGUCCCAAGGAAAUCAGAACCUGAAUAUUAUCUUGAUCAAGUUUUGCCGAUACUCUUGAGAAGACGGGUUCUGCAAUUGACAAAAUUUGACUAUAGACUAGCAAAUAAUCUUGAUGAUGAGCUGCAAAGGUUACGAUGCCGUGUUAAUUAUCAUGCUUUGAGAUUUACAAAACCUAUUCGUGAACUUGGUCAAAGAGUUGUAAUGAAAAUGCGUAAGAUGGCUAGCCGUUAUGUAGCAGUCCAUUUGAGGUUUGAGCCCGAUAUGCUGGCAUUUUCAGGUUGUUAUUUUGGUGGGGGUGAUAAAGAAAGACGUGAGCUCAGUGAAAUCAGGAAAAGGUGGACAACAUUGCCUGAUUUGAGCCCUGAUGGAGAGCGAAAGCGUGGGAAAUGUCCUCUUACUCCUCAUGAAGUGGGUUUAAUGCUGCGAGCGCUGGGUUUUACAAAUGACACAUACCUCUAUGUUGCAUCAGGGGAAAUAUAUGGUGGGGAUGAGACCAUGCAGCCUCUCAGAGAUCUUUUCCCCAACAUUUAUACGAAGGAGAUGCUUGCUGAACAGCUGAAACCUUUUCUUCCAUUCUCUUCCCGCCUCGCUGCUAUUGACUACAUCGUUUGUGAUGAAAGUAAUGUAUUUGUCACUAACAAUAACGGGAAUAUGGCCAAAAUUCUAGCUGGUCGUAGGAGGUAUAUGGGUCACAAAAGAACCAUCAGACCAAAUGCUAAGAAGCUUAGUGCUCUGCUCAUAUCGAGGCAUGAGAUGGACUGGGAGACAUUUUCAAGUAAGGUUAAAGCAUGCCAAAGAGGAUUCAUGGGAGAGCCGGAUGAGAUGAGACCUGGACGAGGAGAGUUUCAUGAAUAUCCAAGCACAUGUGUGUGUGAGAAACCAUUUAUGGAUGAUCUGAACCUAGAUGGCGUCCAUCAGCCUAAACUCGCAGCCAACAAUGUAACAACGAAAGCAGACAAUGCAAUGGAUGGCGCAGAAAGUGUUGUACUACGAAAGCGACAUGGGAGAAGGGCCAGCAAGUGA